This is a messenger RNA of Anoplopoma fimbria (sablefish), 3768 nucleotides long. RefSeq names its product protocadherin 12 (gene pcdh12). Gene Ontology annotation, molecular function: calcium ion binding. The record is from RefSeq and is a predicted model, not a curated record. Bases 111 to 3629 code for a protein of 1172 amino acids. Gene Ontology annotation, cellular component: plasma membrane. The transcript is spliced from 6 exons. NCBI's taxonomy places the organism in Eukaryota, Metazoa, Chordata, Actinopteri, Perciformes, Anoplopomatidae. Gene Ontology annotation, biological process: homophilic cell-cell adhesion.
GUGAGAGGCUGGAGGACGUAGAGGACGAGGACCAUGUCUUAACUAUAGCUUCUCCGGACCGGACUGGAGCUUUAUGUUGUUUUAGGAGAUUAUCGUUGCUUCACAUCAUUAUGCUGCUGGCUCUGCUUCUGGCUCUGAGUCUUUGCUCCGGCGCUCGCUCCUCCGAGCCGUCGUCGAUCACCAUCCAGUACCGGGUUUGGGAGGAGCAGCCAACGGGAACCCGGGUCGGCCGUCUGGUGGACGACCUCCGGCAGAGGGACGAGGGCGGUGCUCUGGAGGAUUUCCAGGUGGUGGAGCACGGGAAAGCCCUUCCCUUCUCCGUCAGCGCCCGAGACGGGGUGGUCUCCACCCAGGGCCGGCUGGACCGGGAGGAGCUGUGCCGCGGGUCGGACCUGUGCGAGCUGGCUUUCAGCGUCCUCUACAGGAGGAGCGGUGCCGUGAACUUCCUGCGGGUCCGCAUUGAGGUCAUGGACCUGAACGACCACAGCCCCGGAUUCCCCGGAACGCUGCAGGAAGUGGAGAUCUCAGAGACCGCAGGCCUCAGGAUGCGGAUCCCUUUGGACCGGGCCGUGGAUCCGGACGCAGGGCCGAACGGCCUCCAGACCUACUCGCUGUCUGUCAACCAACACUUUGCUCUGGAUGUGACGAUCGCACCGGGUGGCACCAAACAGGCCGAGCUGGUGGUGAUAAAGGAACUGGACAGGGAGGUUCAGGCCACGUUUGACCUCACCCUGGUGGCCUGGGAUAAAGGGAACCCCCCCAGGUCCGGGAGCACAUUAGUCCGUGUUAAUAUUCAGGACUCAAACGAUAACAGCCCCACGUUUGAGGACAGCACCCCCACUGUGGAGCUUUCUGAGGACACGGCCAGUGGGACAACCAUCAUCCAGCUCAAGGCCACCGACCCGGACCAGGGGGCCAACGGGGAGGUGGAGUAUUCGCUCAGUAAGCACACACGUCCAGAGGUCCAGAAGCUCUUCUAUGUGGAUCCACAAUCCGGAGCGGUGAGUCUCAAAGCGCCUCUGGACCACGAGGCCCAGGCCUCCUAUGAGGUGAUCGUACAGGCCCGUGAUCGCGGGCCCAACGCCAUCCCAACGCACUGCAAACUGCACGUCAAGCUCCAAGACGUUAACGACAACGCACCCAGGAUACACAUGACCUGGACCCCACCCAACUCCCCUGUGGCCACCGUGCUGGAGGGGGCUCUGGAGGACACCUUCCUGGCUCUGGUGAUGGUCUCUGAUGCAGAUUCGGGAGAAAACGGCAAAGUGAGGGCGCACAUUCAGCAGGGAUCCGGCCCUUUUCGUUUAAAACGGAUCCACGGCGACAACUACAUGAUUGUUACCAACGGAAGCCUGGAUCGUGAGAAGGUGAUGCAGUACAACAUCUCGCUGCAGGCCCAGGAUUACGGGGACCCCCCACUGUCUUGUGUCAAACACCUGCUGGUCCGAGUUCUGGAUGAGAAUGACAACGCCCCGGUGUUCUCCACCUCCCUCUAUAAGGCCUCCUUCAAGGAGAACAACAUGGCGGGCUACCGCGCUCUCAGAGUGGAAGCCGACGACGUUGACCUGGAGUUCAGCGGCAGAGUGUCCUACUUCUUACGAAGCCCCAACGAAGUGGAAACAGACGCUCAGUUGUUCUCCAUCCACCGGACCAGCGGCAUCAUCAGCGUCCAGCAUCCUCUGGACUUUGAGGAAUCCAACAGUUACUCCUUCACGGUGGAGGCCGUCGACCAGGGUCACCCGCCACUCACCAGCACGGCCUCGGUGCAAAUAGACGUCCAGGAUGUGAACGACAACCACCCCGUCAUCAAGGAGCCGAAACCCAGAAAGGGUGUGGCCUCCCUGAGCGUAUCGGUCGAUACAGACCGGGGGGAGAUUGUGACGGAGCUGGGGAACGACAUCGAUGAGGGAUUCACCGCGAUGCCGAUCAAUCGCUCGGUCAGAGAGGGACAUGUUGGAUUCCUUGCAUCCACCAUAAAGGCUGAAGAUCCAGAUUCAGGGCUGAACGGACAACUCAGCUACCUCAUCACCGAUGGGAAUCCUGACAAUCUGUUCUGGUUGGACCGGGCGACAGGCCAGCUGUUUGUGAACACCACCAACGCCACCGAGCUCGUUGGGAAAACCUUUCAGGUGGGCGUUGCCGUGUCCGACAUGGGCAGCCCCAGCUUGGCCACCAAGGCGACUCUGGAGGUGACGUUCAUCAACCUUAAGGACCAUCUGAAGAACUCGUCGCCGGGUCACCACGGGCAGCUCAGCUUCACCAUGAUGAUGGCGAUCUGCCUGGGCGCCACCUGCCUGCUGCUGCUGUUGGCCAUUGCCUUGGUGACGACGUUCUGCCGCCCGGUGAAACGGGACGGCCGGGCGUACAACUGCCGACAGGCCGAGUCCACCUACGACCGCCACCCGCGGCGCCCGCAGAAGAACAUCAGGAAGUCCGACAUCCAGCUGAUUCCCGUCAUCAGAGGGCGAAAGGAGGAGCCUCCCGAGGAUGACGGCGAAGCCCAGCCUCUGGCUCCGCCCCCGAUGAUGUCAGAUGAAGAACAAUCUGAGAGGCAGUACACGUUAACGCCGUCGGUCAUGAACACGAGCUUUCAUUCCCAAGGAUACCCAGAAGGGGACGCCAUCCACCACGGCAGAACGCUACGGAAACCUGGAAACAUCGAACUGGACGGCGCUCAGCCUCUGACGCCCGCCACGUCAUACCGGACUCUUCGUAACGCCAGGAUCCCUUCGUCAUCCUCUUCGGUCUCACACUCGAGCACCUUGAGGCGCCAGAAGAACGUUGAAGGGGAGGAGGCGGAGCCGGCGAGGUCGGCGUCCCAAGCGACCCUCAGGAGGCCGAGAACCUCGGAGGGCCGAGGGGGACCCGAUGCAGAACACCGGCAGAUACUAAGGAACCUGGUGCGACUGUCCAUGGCGGCGUUUGGAGACGGCAUCGAGCUUUCCUCUGCUUCACCUGAAGUGCAGCAGAUCUCCCAGCUCCUCUCUCUCCUCCGUCAGGGUCAGCUUCAGCCGAGGCCAAACUUCAGAGGGAACAAGUACUCUCAUCGUCAGGGCAGAUACGGAGGUCAGGACUGUUCUGAUUGGCAGAGCACCAAAGACAGUGGACACGGAGAGAGCGAGGCUGGAGACGUGGACUGGGAACCAGGAAGAGACUCACCCAUAGACCCUCACCUGGAGGAGGGACUCCACCAGCUGCUCAACAGCCCAGAUGACGUCUUCUCAGACAUCAGCGACCCGGCCUGGAUGGCCCGCCUCUCUCUCCCUCUCACCGCAGAUUACCACGACAACGUCUUCGUCCCCAACGGGCCUCCGUCUCCGGAGACUGAGCCUCUUCCCCGGGACGCCCUGGACUCCUCGUCCUUCUCCACCUUCGGUAAAACUCCAGAGAAGGACGGCCCACUGGGCGGGGCCUUGCUGUCGGAGGUCAGCACGCUGUUUGAGAUGCUGAUGACGCAGAAGGCCGACGCCCACCCCGGCCCGCGGCCUGACGUCCUGUACCGCCUCUCUGCAGCGUACCGCCGCUCUCUGGGCCUGGACGCCACCGCCGCCUCAGGAAACGCAGCAAGGAACUCUGGGAACGCUGAGAAGAGGUCGGGCCUGGCUGCUCCCUCAGGACUCUAUCAAUAAGAUCAUCAAUACCAUCAUCAAUACCAUCAUCAAUACCAUCAUCAAUACCAUCAUCUCAUCAAUACCAUCAUCAAUACCAUCAUCAAUACCAUCAUCAAUACCAUCAUCUCAUCAAUACCAUCAUCAAUACCAUCAUCAA